AUGUCUACGAUCGACAAAGGAGAUGAUGGACAAUACUACUACUCCAUUACUCACAUUUCGAUAUUUCAUAUCUGUACACCCGAUAUAGAGAUUUUUGGGGAUAACAAUAUCACUCAUCUCUCUUCUCCGCCACCGUCGCUGACCCACGCACCUUCCGAUUUUGUCUUAAAUUUCUUAAAGAUAAAUGCAUUGAGGUAUACAGUGAUCUCCAUCGAUAUCUCCUCCAGGACAUUGGGUUUUUUGUGGAGCACACAAGUUCUAGUGGACAGAAAACACUUAUCUUGCCCCACAUGUGAUACGAUUCUAACCAAGAUAAUUUCUGCACAGUCAUGGCUGGCAACUACACACUUGUAUGGGACAAUUCACAUUCAACCUUUUUCAAGAAGUCGAUUUCUUUUAGAUGAUUCAGCUGUGGAUACUGAUGAACUCAGCCUAGAUGAAACAUAUGGAGAUAAACAACAACCUAAUGAACUUAUGCAAGAACAAGAGAAUUUUACUUAUAGUUAUGAUAAUCUUAAAGAUCAUGAUCCACUUGCAGCAAAUAGAAUUCAUCCAAAUGACCAUAGAAAGAUUAUUCAAUACCUUCAUUUAUAUGCUUCAUCUGGUGUUCUUCCUAGCAAAUAUCUUCAGGAAAAGACUAUGGAGGUUGGUAUCUCAUAUUCCUCCAAAACAAUACUUGAAUAA
Molecule: messenger RNA, 684 nt
Organism: Lactuca saligna
Lineage: Eukaryota; Viridiplantae; Streptophyta; Magnoliopsida; Asterales; Asteraceae
Source: the annotation of a GenBank genome assembly